AUGUGUGCUCGUUCGGGAUCACCAGGUAUCACAACAGACUCAACUGAAUCUCUCGUUCAUGGUAUUCUACAACUGAAUGUGCUGCACACAGGCCGCGUCAUGUUUCAGUUGGCACGAUUCAAGCAGAACAUAAGGUUGACAGAAACUCGGGGACUGCGCCUACCUGAUGAGCCCCAAGAAGAGCGAAACCGGUUGUGGGCUAUCGAAGUUUUCAGAAACCUUCGUACACAGGAGUCAUUGUUGAAUUUUAUCACUCCAACAUAA
Opisthorchis viverrini is the source of this 264-nucleotide messenger RNA. RefSeq lists its product as hypothetical. Lineage: Eukaryota; Metazoa; Platyhelminthes; Trematoda; Opisthorchiida; Opisthorchiidae. The record is from RefSeq and is a predicted model, not a curated record. The coding region runs from base 1 to 264 and encodes 87 amino acids. The transcript is spliced from 3 exons.